AUGGCUUCACCUAAUGGUUUUUCUAAUCACUUAACCUAUUUUCUGGCUGCUUCUGCUGUUGCUUUUGGAAUUGGUUUCUUUGCUUUGGCAUCAGCUUUGUGGUUCCUGAUUUGCAAACGAAGAGAAAUAUUUCAAAAUUCCCAAUUUAAAGAAACUGAUGAGAGAUGCAGCCAAAGACCAUCAGAGGUGGAGAGUAAAGCUCGUUCUCAGUGUGUUUUUAUUUCUCGAAAUUUUCAUACUGGAAUAUUCCAAUUACAGGAGGAGCAAAGAAAAAAGGAAACAGCACAUUUAAAAGCAAGUAAAGACCACUCUAAAGAGGAAUACUGCCUUGCAACAAAAAAGGUCAUUUAUGACCCUACAGAGACCAGCUCAACAGCAAAGAGCAGCAAUACAUCCUUAAACUCAUCGACGUUACCAUCCGAUUCUUACUACAGCGAAACUAUAGAAGCAGCUGAUGACUGGUAUUCUGAUGACUCUCUAGUGAGAAGGAGCUCUGCAAUAUCUUUUCUCAAGGAACCUCUAAUGGAAAAAGGAUUUCCAUACCCGUCAACCACUCCAUUAGAAGAAUGUACUGAAUAUGACACUUUAUGAUGAUAAAAAUAUGACAGCAUUAAGGAAAUAUUUUCAGGAAGAAAUACGAAGGUUGAAAUAUAAAACCUUCAACAU
Molecule: messenger RNA, 666 nt
Organism: Myotis lucifugus (little brown bat)
Lineage: Eukaryota; Metazoa; Chordata; Mammalia; Chiroptera; Vespertilionidae
Gene: CUNH1orf185
Product: chromosome unknown C1orf185 homolog
Exons: 5
Coding region: 1-591 (196 amino acids)
Source: RefSeq, a predicted model, not a curated record